GCAGAGCUCACACAUCAGACAGCAGUGCUCGUGAGCAUUUCGGGAGCUGAAGCUCUUCUCACAGAGCGAGGGACACAGCAGACAGCAGACACCAUGAAGCCCCCCUUAGCCCAUGCCCACAGAGGGUGCAGCCCCUGGAAUGGGCUCCUGCUGGCAGUCGCACUCGUAACCUUCUGGAAGCUGCUCAGCACUGUGAAACCCGCUAUUGAAUCGGUGCCCGUCAUUGCUGCAGAAGGCACGGAUGUGCUUCUACUUGUCCACAGUGUGACAGGGGAUCUUCUAGGCUACAGCUGGUACAGAGGAGAAAGGGUAGAGAACAACCAACUAAUUGCAUCACAUAGAAUAGACGUUAGUACAAGCACCACUGGGCUUGCACACAGCGGUCGAGAGACAAUAUACCCCAACGGAUCCCUGCUGUUCCAGAAUGUCACCCAGCACGACACAGGAUACUACACCCUGUUCAUCAUAAAGAAUGAUUUACAGACGGAAAGACUAGCUGCACAACUCCGCGUAUACCCGGUGUUGCCCACCCCAGUCAUCACCAGCAACAACUCCAACCCCAUGGAGCAGGACACUGUAGUGUUAACAUGUGGGACGGAGACUCAGAACACCUCCCACACGUGGUGGGUCAACAAGCAGAGCCUCCCCAACAGCACCAGGCUGGAGCUGUCUGAGGACAACAGGACUCUCACUUUAUUCCAUGUCACGAGGAAUGACACAGGACCCUAUAUGUGUGAAGCUCGGAACCCAGUGAGUGUCAGCCGCAGUGACCCAUUCACCCUGAACGUCAUCUGUCAGGGCCACUCUGACAAUUCACCUAACAAGAUUGACGAAGUUGCAUAUUCUGCCCUGAACUUCAAUGCCCAGGAAUCAAAGAAACCAACUUCAGCCUCCCCAUCAGCCACAGAAACAGUUUAUUCAGAAGUGAAAAAUAAGUGAUGCAACCAGUCCUGCUCACUGCACUUAUUCCAAGCUUCUCGUCCCCAUCCCUAGGAGAUCCCUUUGCCCUCCGGGGAAAAUGUGAAUAGUGUCUUUCCCCCGCUUUCAUCCCUAAUGAGGCUCCUCCAGGCUGCCUAGUCACAGUCCCUUCCUUCAGUGUCAGUAGAUGAAAAGGUACAUCCAGGAGGAGGUCUGUAGGAAACCCAACCUUCCUUGUCAUUGAACUUUGGCAAAGCAGACCUUGGGAGAGAGUUGCCAGAACCUCCACGCCUCCCCAUUUCCUGACCUAAACUGGUUUUAAACUUGCUCAUUCCUUCCCACCCCAGUCCUUUCAUAUUGGAGUUUAACUUGAAUUUGCCAUAACCUGGAAAAUUAUGUCCUUGAUCCACUGAAAUGCAUGUGCCAGAAAAGGAGAGGAAAAGGAAAAACUUCUGCUCUCUGAAGCCCGGUGUGAACCCACCAUUCACAGGAAAACACAUACAUAACCAAUUCUGAACUGGGAAAUUCUAUACCUUUGUCCACUUUCAGGGUUGUCUACCUGCAGGACCAGGGCUAAACAACUUACUACUUAGCUAGAAUACCACCUAAACCUUUGAAAGCCUGUCUUCAGAGAACCUACUAGAAGCAACUAGAAAACAACUUCUCAAAGUCCAUAAGUGAAUCCAAAUGGAAAUUGCAAAAAAUGCACAUACUGUUUUAAUAACUUUAUGGGCUUCAUUAAAGGCAAUGCUCAGAGAUGGAGGGAUUAUCGCUUUAGAGGACAAUCAGCUCUUAACAGAGACAAUCUGCUGGGAUUUGGGAAAGGAAUCAGAAAGCUACCCUGCAGGGAUUAUUUAAAUAAUGGUUAAAGAAUGUACAAUUUGGGGUAUUGGGUUUUUUCCUUCCUUCUGAGACAUUCGCCAUUUAAAUUUUUGUAAUUGUUUGUUUAUGUGAAAGGGGUUAUGUUUACUUAAUUUGCUGUGUAAGCCAAUCUGACUGCCUUAGGUGAAAGAAGCCACCAAAACCCCUCAAGUCCCUCUGGCCAGGAGCUCCUCAAGCCUUUUAUGUCAGGGGCUCCAAAAAGAAGAUAAGAAGAAGCAGUUUUCUACAUUCAUGGCCAGAAAGGGAUCUCGCUCAGUUUCUAGGCGCCUCAGACCAACCAUCAGCACCAUUCUAUUCCGUGUUUCUGCCUGUGCACGUUCCAUCCACCCCACUCACCUUCUCAGGAAACCUUGGCCUCUGCUAAGGUGUGUUUGGUUCUUGAGAAGCAGGAGCACCUGAAGGGGACACGACCACCCACGCAGCUGGCCUCGUUUACAACCUAGAAAGCUGCACUGGUGCUGAUGCUCCUUAGGACACAAGGGGAGGAUUAUAGCUCAGCUCUGGGCUUCGUGAAAGCCUCUGAAAUUUGUUUUCUCCCAUGGGGUCUAUGAGACCCAAUGUGUCAGCAUAAAAAGGACGGGCAGGAGAAGGAGAGGCACGUCUACUUCCCACCCAGCCUCCUUCUGCAUGGAUGGAACCUCCUUGAGGCUGUUGAG
This is a messenger RNA of Lagenorhynchus albirostris (white-beaked dolphin), 2456 nucleotides long. Its product is annotated as carcinoembryonic antigen-related cell adhesion molecule 1-like. Gene Ontology annotation, biological process: regulation of immune system process; signal transduction. NCBI's taxonomy places the organism in Eukaryota, Metazoa, Chordata, Mammalia, Artiodactyla, Delphinidae. The transcript has 5 exons. Gene Ontology annotation, cellular component: cell surface; plasma membrane. Bases 94 to 939 code for a protein of 281 amino acids. Gene Ontology annotation, molecular function: protein tyrosine kinase binding. The record is from RefSeq and is a predicted model, not a curated record.